Molecule: messenger RNA, 2731 nt
Organism: Procambarus clarkii (red swamp crayfish)
Lineage: Eukaryota; Metazoa; Arthropoda; Malacostraca; Decapoda; Cambaridae
Source: RefSeq, a predicted model, not a curated record
GUUUAGUCUAGCGAGGCUUGGCAUUUACUGGUCUGUAUAGAUAUGUGUACAGACCCUGGUCUGGGUAUAGUGUGUCUACUGCUGCUGCUGCAAGAUGAAGCUCUUCAUAUUAUCAACGCUGCUAAUUAUUGCAGCUGUCAAUGCCGCCCCUAAGCCGCUGGUGGCGUCGGAGGGUGGCGACAAGUGGGUGCCAGCUCCCAGGGAGCCCUUACUGGUGGUGAUGAAGAAGGUCGCCGCCACCACACUAAGAACACUCACAUUCACACCCAACACGGACUCCCGCCACAACCACCAGGAUAACACGGCCACGCUGACAGGUAGAGGUGAACACCACCACACGGACACGGGGCAGCAACACCACCAACUGAAUGGUCAAGAUAAGGAGAUGGCGGAACUAAAGAGUCAAGAUAAGGAGAUGGCGGAACUAAAGAGUCAAGAUAAGGAGAUGGCGGAACUAAAGAGUCAAGAUAAGGAGAUGGCGGAACUAAAGAGUCAAGAUAAGGAGAUGGCGGAACUAAAGAGUCAAGAUAAGGAGAUGGCGGAACUAAAGAGUCAAGAUCAGAAAGAUGAACAAAACAGGGAAAAACGCCAAGAAGAAGAAAUGAAGGGUCAGGAAGAGGAAGAGGAGGAACACAAGGGUCAAGAAGAGGAAGAGGAGGAACACAAGGGUCAGGAACAGGUGGAGGAAGACCAGAAUAAUAAAAGUCAGGGAGAGAAGGAACAGGAGGAACAGGUGAAGCAGGAUGAAAAACAAGAAAAAAAACAGAAAAGGGAGAAUGAUGACGACGACGACGAAGACGACGAUGAUGAGGAAGAUGACGAUGAUGAUGACGAUGAUGAGGAAGAUGACGAUGACGAUGAUGACGACGAUGAUGACGACGACGACGACGAUGAUGACGACGACGACGAUGAUGACGACGACGAUGACGACGAUGAGGAAGAUGAGAGUGACACAAUAUCAGGCUCUAACUCUGGUGGCGACUCGGAGGACUCCAGCAGUGUCGCUUCUCAUCAACCCCAGGAGGACCACCUUCACGUCCAAGAGGACUUGGGACACCUACACGUCCAAGAGGGCGUGGAUCUCAACACAGGCAGACCCAGCAGGGGCUCUCAACACAAGGUGGAGAACAACACGAGUAAUAAGCAUCCAGAAAAAAGUGAGAAGCUGACGAAAUUGCCUGAGGCUGGAACUCGAGGACGUAUUCAACAAUUUGAAAAAAAGGCUGACACACUAGGAACUGUCCAUCAUAUCCUGCAAGCAGAGAAGGCUGACACCCCAGUUGUUCACCAUAUCCUACAAGCAGAGAAGGCUGACACCCCAGUUGUUCACCAUAUCCUACAAGCAGAGAAGGCUGACACCCCAGUUGUUCACCAUAUCCUACAAGCAGAGAAGGCUGACACCCCAGUUGUUCACCGUAUCCUACAAGCAGAGAAGGCUGACACCCCAGUUGUUCACCAUAUCCUACAAGCAGAGAAGGCUGACACCCCAGUUGUUCACCAUAUUCUACAAGCAGAGAAGGCUGACACCCCAGUUGUUCACCAUAUCCUACAAGCAGAGAAGGCUGACACCCCAGUUGUUCACCAUAUCCUACAAGCAGAGAAGGCUGACACCCCAGUUGUUCACCAUAUCCUGGAGACAGAGAAGGCUGACACCCCAGUUGUUCACCAGGUCCUGCAAGCAGAGAAGGCUGACACCCCAGUUGUUCACCAUAUCCUACAAGCAGAGAAGGCUGACACCCCAGUUGUUCACCAUAUCCUACAAGCAGAGAAGGCUGACACCCCAGUUGUUCACCAUAUCCUACAAGCAGAGAAGGCUGACACCCCAGUUGUUCACCAUAUCCUACAAGCAGAGAAGGCUGACACCCCAGUUGUUCACCAUAUCCUACAAGCAGAGAAGGCUGACACCCCAGUUGUUCACCAUAUCCUACAAGCAGAGAAGGCUGACACCCCAGUUGUUCACCAUAUCCUGCAAGCAGAGAAGGCUGACACCCCAGUUGUUCACCAUAUCCUACAAGCAGAGAAGGCUGACACCCCAGUUGUUCACCAUAUCCUGCAAGCAGAGAAGGCUGACACCCCAGUUGUUCACCAGGUCCUGCAAGCAGAGAAGGCUGACACCCCAGUUGUUCAACAUAUCCUGGAGGCAGAGAAGGCUGACACUCUGUGAAGUAACGCCUCCAGGUAUCCCUCAAGUGUAGAACAGGACUGACAGUCAGAAGGAACUCAUCCUAAUAUCCCGUAAUAGAAGAACUAGUGGCCGACAAAUCAGGUGAUGGCCGAGGACAAUAACUGGACCCUUCACUGUGAUGAAACAGCCUGUUGUUAUCCAGUCACCCUAGAUAUUGACCUGGUGUUGCCAGGCCAAUAUCUAGGGUGACUGGAUAACGAUAGGCUGUUAUAGAUUAUAACAAUAACGUCUAUUGCCAUAUCAAAGUACGCUGAGGAAAAUUAACUUACAUCAUCUGUGAUUAUUAGUCGAACGGUUAAGGAUGAAUGGAAACAAUUGUUAAAAGUUAACAGCAAGUGUACUCAGUGAGAUACACUUGCAAUGAAACAAUCAUUAAAUGAGCAAUAACAAUGAUUAAAGUGCCAUUAAAUUAAUAAUGUUCCGGUCAGGAGGAAGGUGGCAAUAGACACCAUUAAAGUUAAUAUCCAGCACUAACUUUAAUUAAGACAAUCACAGGUAAAUAUUCACUGCCAACCAAUAUCUUAUAAAUAAGAAAUCUCUACUUAA